Messenger RNA from Linum trigynum, 5871 nucleotides. The record is from the annotation of a GenBank genome assembly. NCBI's taxonomy places the organism in Eukaryota, Viridiplantae, Streptophyta, Magnoliopsida, Malpighiales, Linaceae.
GAAUACCCAAGAGCACUGCAAAAUGAAUCUCAAUCUCAAUCCCUAAAAAAUAAGCUGAUAUUCGAUAAUACCAAAUAAUGAUAAAUUCAAUACGAUAUUCGAUAUAUUCCAAAUAACGGCACCAAACUUUCAGCCCCACUAACAAUACUUUGUGUCAUCAUCCUAACUUUUCCUGCAACCGGUCCCAGAGACAACAAAUACAUCCUUGCAUGCCAUAUGACUUCUCUCUAUUCUCUAAUAGAAUUAUCCAUAACAUUUUCAUAAUUAACAUGAAUUUUGAGAUCAUCUCUUCAGAAUAUCAAAAUCAUCACUGCCCAAACACAAGAGUUGCCAAUGGUAAGACAGGCUAGCAAUGCUGCCGUGGGGUAGGUCGUCCUGGGAUGUAUGAGACCUUGAAUUUGAUGCGACUCGAAGCCCCAUAUAGUGUUCCCGAGACAUUUGGCUACUCGGGGCGAGCCCCAUUGGCACAUAAAAUUGCAACAAGUGACCCCCAAGUUCGAUCUGAUUCCCACAUCACAAAAUGUGGUGUGUGCGUAGGAUUUUCUAGAUAAUAAAAAAAAACAAGAGUUACAAAAUUAUAAAACAAAAAAAAUAAAACAAAAGUUAUAAAUAAAAAAAAUGGCAAAAACAAUAGGCAGCAGUAUUUGGAAAUUAGCUAGUAAUUAAUUAAUUUUGCGCCCGCAUAUUUCCAUUUGGCUAAAGCUGACACCUCCGCCGCCCGAUCUAGCGCUUCCCAUUCUACCGCUCCUUAUGUUUGGUCCGACUUUUAGAAGUGUUUUUUGGGUUCAAAAGUUGAGGCAGAGCCAAACACCUGUAAAAGCUCGGUUUUUGAAAAGCCGAAAAGCGUUUUUAUAAAAUAAAAGCAGAAGCUCCGAUUUGGAGUUUCUGCGAAAAGGUGUUUUGAAAAUACAAGAUUAUCCUUACCAUAUUUUAAUUUUAUUUCAGAAAAUAUAAUUUCCUUCAUUUAUAUCAUUUUAAAAAUUAAACAAAUUAUAAAAUCAUAUUAUUUAAUAUAAAAGAAAUCUAACAAGAUCCAUUUUGACUACUUUUUAUUGUUUAAAAUUUUUAUUCAUAUUCUAUAUUAUAAGUCCUUUAUAGUCAUUUUACACAACCUCUUAUAUUAAAAAACACUUCUAAUAGUUUUACAGCCAAACGCUCAACUGCUUUUUUUUUAAAAGUACAUAUCUAAAAGUUCCAGCCAGAAAUUAUUGCUGCAAAAGCUACAACAGAGCCAAACUAAACUACUAUUCACCUCCAUUCCGUCGGAAAGUCAACCACUUGAACGGUCGUGAUUUCCCCGCUUAGAUAUUUACAUCACCACAGAUCUUCCCAUCCUUUUCUAUUUGUCUCAAAAACUAAUCAAUGGUGGUGAGCAGCAGAGCAAGGAAGGAAUGAGCAGGGUCACGAGUCCCACGCGCUCCCCUCCCUCCCCAAUCCCAUCACCUUCUGUCUGCCCUUUCCUUUUUUUUUUUUGCCCCCCGGUUAGGUUCAGCGUACCGAAAGCAACUCGCUACCCGCAACAACUGCAGCAAUCUCACGAUCAAACCACACGAGUUUCUCACCCCCUCAAUUACUCAACUCAAAACGAGAUAAUUAUAUCAAAUUUAUCAAAUUUGCUCCCAAAAUAAAAACUAAAUUCGUGGACCCCACGGAUUUAGCAUCCUUCAACAAACAAUGGACUUAUGUUAAAUCCAUCAAACUUGGGAUUUGAAUACCAAAUCCAUGACCCAAAUUCAACAAGCAAACGAACUCUUAAUCCGGACUAUGACGGACGGGAUUAAUAAUAAUUUAUUUAUUUUACUUUAUUGGAAAAUGCUGUCACAAAAGCGCGCAUACCGCAUACGCGAAGAAAUGUGGUGGUGGUGGGGUCCAUGUCAUCUCCUUCCUCAUAUCGCGUGACGUGGCAAUUAUUAAUCUCACGAAAUGGACGGCCGCUGCAAGAUAAGGACCGGAGAGGCGACGGCCAGAGAGAGAAAAGAAAGAACGGAAGAAAGAAGCGAGCUGUAACGUAAACUCAACCAACAGCAACAAACGAACUUCAUUACACAGGCUGAGAGAGAGCAUUUCCGAUUUGAUCUCUCCGUGUUUAUGCUAUAGCUCACAGUUCCUUCUUCUUCUUCUUGCUCUUCAAUCUUCGCUCUGGUUUCCAUCUGGUGCGGAUUCGGAUUCGGAUUCGGUUUCGUCGGUCUGCGGCUUUCCAUUUCCCCAGAUCGAAUCGCGGGAGAGCAUGAUACGCCAUCUUCGCAGCCCGUCUUUCUGAAUCCCGAGAUGAGAGGCGCUACGACCACCACCACCACCAUCGACACCGUCAACGCCGCCGCCACCGCCAUCGUCUCCGCGGAGUCCCGCGUCCAGCCGCCAUCCGUUCCGAAAAGAAGAUGGAAAGGCUGUUGGAGUAUGUAUUGGUGCUUUGGUUCCCAGAAAGUUAACAAGCGCAUCGGUCAUGCGGUCCUUGUACCCGAGCCAGAAGCAUCAAGAGUAGCACAACCUUCUUCCACCGAGACUCAAAUUCAAACUCACUCAACCACAGUUGUCCAUCCCUUUAUAGCUCCUCCUUCCUCCCCUGCUUCAUUCCUUCAAUCCGAGCCUCCUUCCGUCACUCAGUCACCAGGAGGGCUAUUGUCUUUGAAAUCCCUUCCUGCCGAUGCCUAUUCCCCUCGUGGACCUCCGUCCAUGUUUGCUAUAGGCCCUUAUGCACAUGAGACUCAGCUCGUCACUCCACCUGUGUUCUCUGCCUUCACCACUGAACCAUCCACUGCUCCUUUCACCCCACCACCUGAAUCAGUUCAAUUCACCACGCCUUCUUCACCCGAGGUGCCAUUUGCCCAGCUUCUGACAUCUUCUCUUGAACGCGCUCGAAGAAACAGCGGGGGAACCACUUCAAAGUUUGGAUUCUACAACUAUGAAUUCCCUCAAGUAUACUCCGGAAGCCCCAGUGGUCAACUCAUCUCGCCAGGGUCAGUGAUCUCGAACUCGGGGACUUGUUCUCCUUUCCCUGAUAGGCACCCGGUUCAUGAGUUCCGUACUGGGGAUGCUACUAAGCUCAUUGGGUUCGAGCAUUUCAAUACUCGCAAAUGGGGUUCAAGAUUGGGUUCCGGAACUGUGACCCCUGAUGGGGUGGGUCGUGGUUCGAGGUUUGCUUCAGGAACUGCAACUCCAGAUGGGGUGGGUUUGGGUUCAAGGCUGGGAUCAGGAACUGUGACUCCAGAUGGCGUGGGUUUGGGUUCCAGGCUAGGGUCAGGAACCAACACUCCAGAUGGGAUGUGGGUAGUGGGUCCAACUCUUGGUUCAGGAACUGCUACUCCGGAUGGCGUUGGGUUGGGUUCGAGGCUAGGGUCUGGAACAGCGACUCCGGAUGGGAUGUGGGUAGUAGGUGGUUCGAGACUUGAUUCGGGAACUGCUACUCCAGACGGUGGUGGUCUGUAUUCAACACUGGGCUCAGGACCUCUUCCACCAAUUUCUGUGGUUCCUGAGAACAUGGUUACAGAAGUCGCACAUCUUCCCCUCUUGGGAAAUGGUGCUAGAACCAACGAGACCAUAGUCGAUCACCGAGUCUCAUUUGAGCUGAGUGGCGAAGACGUUGCACGCUGCCUGCAAAGCAAGUCGAUGGCAUCAAACAGAACUUUCCUAGACCAUUCCGAGGAAAGCCACUUCGACAGUGGUGAAGUCUCUUUGAGAGUUGGGGAAACCUUCAACGAGACACCUGGCAAAUCGUCGGCGGGAGCAGAAGAGGAGCCCAGCUACAGAAGGCAGCGUUCGGUCACUCUCGGACCGAUCAAAGAGUUCAACUUUGAUAGCUCGAAGGGUGAUGAAGCCCUCGAUAACAAGCCCGCUGUCAGCUCGGAGUGGUGGGCCAACGAGACAAUCGCUGGGAAGGACUCCAAACCUGCCGCCGAUGGCUGGACAUUCUUCCCGAUCCUACAGCCAGAGGUCAGUUAACAGUUCCCAAUUCUGCUGCCCCUAUACAUGAAUGAAGAGCUAUAUUUCAGCUGUACUUUUGACUACAACCUGUCAGAUGCAAGUCUGAAAGGCAAACCGUGUCAAUUCAGAUAUACAUGCUUUGCACAGAUCAAAAUACUUGCAAAUGCCUUCAAGGAACCUGUUUUGUAGGGUACGAUUAUUAAUUAAAAGCGUGGGAGGUAAUAGAGCAAAUUCAUUUCAUUUUUUCUUCUGUCUCUCUCUCUCCCCAAUCUCAUUUUUAGAACUAUGUAUACAGAUUUAGAACUUCGGUACAGAGACCAGAGUAUAUUAUUGAUCAUUCUGGAUAAGUAUCCAUUUAUUAUGUGUAAUAAUCAAAAUGAAUGGUUUUUCGGCUUCCCUGGUCUACCGCGUCGCAUGGAAGCUGUGCUCUCUCAGUUUAAGAGUCAUCCUUCCUGUAUUUGAAUCCUUUUUCCUGAAGAACCGACAGGCGUGAAAUCCAUCUUCAUGGGCCUCGGAACCGUGGGCUGGUAUCACUUUAAGCCAGCAAGGGGUGGGGGAAAGUCGAGGCCCGAUCACGAUGCAGUGUGGGUAGGACUGUUAACGAGACAAGCCGAAUUGAGUUUUGUCUUGUUCAUGUUCGACUCGUUUAUAAACAAGCCGAGUCGAGUCGAGUCGAACACGAGCCAGCUCAUUUAUUAAAUCUUGACAUAUCAUUAAGAUCGAAAAUUCGGCUCGAGCUCAACUCUAAAAUAAUUUAUAAUAUAAAUACCCUAAUAUUUAUAUGUCAUAUGUGAUGGCUAAAUUACACGUUUGGUCACUCAAAUUACAUAAAUUUUUCUCGCUUGCCACCCAAAUUAAUUUUAUUUCUUGUUCGCCACUAACUUUACGAAUUCUUUCACUGUUAGUCAUCGGCCGUAAGUUUCUGUUAGACCCCGUUAAAUCCAUAAGUUUUUUUGAUGACGUGGCAAACAGUUUUGUUAACUUUAUGAGGGAGGCGCGAGAUUAGAUCGGGGUAAGGGUUUCGGAAAUGGGAAUUCGGCAUCUCUUCACGGAUGAAAACGACGGCCAAUGCGCUCUGGUAGACGUUACCGGAUCCGUGGAAUCCAAAGACGGUAGCAUAAUAUGAGUUUGUGCCCAUUCUUGGAGCGACAGCGAGGGAGGGGAUCCGCCGAACUUGUGGAAUGAUGGUGGCGGUGGUGGUUUCGGGGGUGUUUACGAAGAGGAUGGGUUGGGGUGUUUAUUUUUUAUUUUUUUAAUUCACAUGUCAUUGAGUUAACGGAGUCUGACGAUCGGUGACUAAUAGUGAAACGAUUCGUAAAAUUAGUGGCGAAUAAGAAAGAAAAGUCAUUUGGGUGGCAAACAUGAAAAAUUUAUGUAAUUUAAGUGACCAAACAUAUAAUUUAGCCCAUAUGUGAUACAUGUGAUCACCCAAUGUUAUGUCAUAUAUGAGACACAUGAGACGUAUUUGUUUACAUAUACUCAAUGUAUUAAACACUAUAUGAGGUGAUAUAUACAAUUUAAUAAUUAUAUGCAUCAUUAACAAACUAACUCAUAAAAUAUAAAUUGAUUUUCUCAUAAGCUGUAGUCGAGUUGGCUCUCUAGUCACAAUGUUGGGACAUCUCGUAAGCUCAAAACGAGACAGUUCAUGAGUUGUACUCAAUGAGCCACCUAAUCGAGCUAGUUCACGAGCUCCAAGAGUCGAACAAGGUAGAGCUCAAGCUCGGCUCGUUUAUUAACAAGCCGACCCCUUUUUUUCAAUCGAACGAGCUUUUAUCAAGUUUAAUACCGAGCCACUUACGAAUAGUUCGACUCAUUAACAGCCCUAAGUGUUUGGUACAGACGAUGGACGAUUCCUAUGGAUCCCCAAACCUGCUUCAAACCAACUUUGUCUUCUGGCAAUGCUGAACCGAUCAGAGUCGGAACUUAUUUAAAUAAAUAAAUCAGUAUCAU